Messenger RNA from Selaginella moellendorffii, 1581 nucleotides. Its product is annotated as pentatricopeptide repeat-containing protein At4g02750-like. The transcript has 2 exons. Bases 1 to 1581 code for a protein of 526 amino acids. The record is from RefSeq and is a predicted model, not a curated record. Lineage: Eukaryota; Viridiplantae; Streptophyta; Lycopodiopsida; Selaginellales; Selaginellaceae. Gene Ontology annotation, molecular function: protein binding; RNA binding. Gene Ontology annotation, biological process: RNA modification.
AUGGCGCUGCCGGCUGCCGCUACUCAGCAUCUCGAUCGCUCCCGGCGUCUCGAUAUUUCGAUCCAGCCAGCGAUCACACCGGACCCCGAUAUUUCGAUGAAUCCGCUCGAGUCCCACCCGCGCCGUCGCCUAGAUCUUGCCUGGGACCCGAUCAAGGAGCUCUUCGCCUGCAUUCUUCGAUGCUGUGGGAACGCUCAAGAUCUGGCCAAAGUGCGCUGGAUCCACGCCUGCAUUCGUCGCAGCGAUCGACACCGCGACGAUCCCGACCUCGCCAAUCUCCUCCUCCAGAUGUACGCCCGAUGCCACAGCCUGGCCGACGCGCGCGCCGUCUUGGAAUCGAUGCGCGCCCCGGACGCUUCCUCUUGGACGAUUAUGAUCGGCGCCUGUGCCAAGAACGGGCAUCUGGAAGAUGCCGAGGGCAUCUUUGCGAGCAUGGCGAAGAAAAGCAUCGUGAGCUGGAACGCGAUGAUCGCAGCGUACGCGAUCAACGGCCAGAUCGAUGCCGCGCGGCAGACCUUCCACGCCAUGCCACAAUGGGACGUGGUAUCUAUCACGGCUAUGCUUGGGGCAUAUGCCCAACACGGGCAUCUAAACGCCGCCAAGGCUCUUUUUGAAACAAUGCCUGAGCGCAACGUGGUGACGUGGAACACAAUGGUGACGGCACAUGGGGUAAGCGGAGCCGUAGAUGCCGCUGAAUCGACGUUCCAGAGCAUGCCAGAGUGGAACCUUGUCUCGUGGAACGCAAUGCUCCAGGCAUAUGCCGCGAAUGGGAAUGUAGAUGCCGCGCAAGCCACAUUCACAGCCAUGCCAGUUUACAACAUGGUAUCAUGGAAUGCAAUGCUGGGAGCAUAUGCCCAUACCUUCCAUCUUGAUGCAGCCGAGUCUACCUUCACCGCAAUGCCCUGCCGAGACACAAUCUCCUACAAUGUCAUGAUCGCGGCAUAUGCCCAGGGAGGGCAUAUCUACGCGGCAAAGCGAGUAUUCGACGCCAUGGACGAGAGGAAUCUCGUAUCGUGGACAACGCUGCUCCACGCGUACGUCCACAUCGGCCGUAUUGAAGAGGCCAAGGGAAUCUUUGACAAAAUGCCCUCACGCAAUAUCGUGUCAUGGACGGAGAUGCUGCAGGGCUACUCGGGGGAGGGCCGUCUGGGAGCCGCCGAGGAAAUAUUCGAUGAGAUGCCACAACACAACGUUGUGUCGUGGACCGCGAUGCUCCACGCAUAUGCCGGAAACGGGCAUAUGGACGCGGCAAAGGCUCUGUUUGAUAGAAUGCCACAAAAAAACAGUGUGUCCUGGACGACCAUGCUCCAAGGCUAUGCCCAAAACGGGCAUAUCGAGGGAGCCACGGCCUUGUUUAGGAGAAUACCCGAGCUCGACGUUCUCUCCUGGACGACCAUGGUGACGAUCUUUGCUCACUCUGGCUCUGGCUGGAUCGCCAUCGAGUACUUCCGGAUCAUGCUGCUCGAGGGUCUCAAACCCAGUAGAGUCUCGAUCCUCAGCGUCAUGGUCGCUUGCAAACACGCCAGUUCGAGACGUUGUCGAGCAGUAGCUUAUUCAGUGCCAAGUUCUGCUCCUUGGUAA